AUGCUUGGAGGAUUAGCACGAACCAGAAUCGCCCCAGCGGCCAAAAGCUGCCCCUCCUUAUUCGCAAAAUCAACAAGGGUGAAGAGUGAUGCAGUACCUCGGCAAUGUCUCCAGAACGCAGUGCGAAACCUGUCCUCGAUAUCCAAAAUACCCCUCAUUUCCACACGUCAAUUUCGAUCAAAUGCAUCAGGUCGAGCAGCCGUAACAGAUAUUCCUAUGUUCAAUGAUGGACCUGUUCCAGAGCCAUAUAUACCUCCAACCACUCCUAAAGUACCUGGGUUGCCAGUAUACGAUGCUGCCAUCUCUGACAGGCCCGCGUACUGGCAAAAGAUUCCCCGCUGGAAAGAUGUCACUGAAGCUGAAUUCCUGACAAACAAAUUUCAUACUCGUUAUACCAUAGCCACCAUAAUGCAACUAGAAGUUUUCAUGUUGGAAACUUUACCCCCUGUCCUUCGAAAACAUCCCGAUUUCCCUGGCAUUGUAACUCGAGAAGACUUCAUUAAGGAUGUUAAGGAGGGUAUCAAAUUAGCGCCUAUGGCAAUACGCAUGCCGCCCCACAUCUUAAGUAUCAUUGAUUGGAACAAUCCAUUUGAAGAUCCCAUUCGUCGCCAAUUCAUACCAAUGAAGUCAAGCAAACUUGAGGAUCAUCCCAAGGUUGAGUUAGACUCGCUGCAUGAGUCUGACGACUCUCCCGUGGAAGGCUUCGUUCAUAGGUACUAUGACAAAGCCUUAUUCUUAGCAACAUCAAUAUGUCCACUGUACUGUCGCUUUUGCACUCGCUCAUGGUCCAUCGGACCGGAGACCGAAAAUGUCAAGAAAACCACCUUCAAACCUCAACGAAAACGCUGGGAAGACAUUUUUACCUACAUCGAAGAUACCCCUCAACUCCAAGACAUCGUUGUUUCUGGCGGAGACUGUUACACUUUAAGCGCCGAUAACCUUCGUCUCAUCGGUGAACGCCUUAUUUCCAUCCCCCAUAUCAAACGAUUCCGAUUCGCCACCAAAGGUCUCGCCGUAUCUCCUGCUUUUAUUCUUGAGGAUUGCGAUGGAUGGGCAGCUGAGAUGAUUCGCCUCUCACAAUUGGCUAGAAAGGCAGGCAAAAGUAUGGCUAUCCAUACACAUUUCAAUCAUCCUCGUGAAAUGACCUGGGUCUCAAGAUUGGCCCUUCAGAAGUUACACGAGAACAAUGUUACUGUGAGGAACCAGACUGUCUUGCUCAGAGGAGUCAAUGAUGAUGUAGCCACCAUGAGUGAACUCAUCAAGACCGUGGCUGAUAACAACGUCAUCCCUUACUAUGUUUACCAAGCCGAUAUGGUGCAGUACGUUGAAGAUCUCCGCACCCCCCUCUCUACAAUCCUGGGUCUUGAACGCCACAUCCGCGGCUCCAUCGGUGGUUUCGUAACACCCAAUUUUAUCGUCGAUCUUCCCGGCGGCGGCGGUAAACGUCUCGCCGCCUCAUACGAUACCUAUGAUCCUAUUACUGGUCGCUCGACUUUCACAGCUCCAGCCGUCACCGGUAAAAAUAAAGAAAAUAGGAUCUACGAAUACUGGGACCCGUUGCAUUCUCUCCACACACCCACAACCUCAUCCUCUUAG
Molecule: messenger RNA, 1596 nt
Organism: Sclerotinia borealis F-4128
Lineage: Eukaryota; Fungi; Ascomycota; Leotiomycetes; Helotiales; Sclerotiniaceae
Source: the annotation of a GenBank genome assembly